This is a messenger RNA of Melanotaenia boesemani (Boeseman's rainbowfish), 5327 nucleotides long. RefSeq names its product formin-2. NCBI's taxonomy places the organism in Eukaryota, Metazoa, Chordata, Actinopteri, Atheriniformes, Melanotaeniidae. Gene Ontology annotation, cellular component: actin filament. Gene Ontology annotation, molecular function: microtubule binding. Gene Ontology annotation, biological process: actin nucleation. Bases 444 to 4979 code for a protein of 1511 amino acids. The transcript has 18 exons. The record is from RefSeq and is a predicted model, not a curated record.
UUUGCUGAUUGGAAGGAUGGAGUUAGAAGGGUGCACUAAGACAAAAAUGGAAAGACUGACUAGAGAUCAUCUGUUAGUUAAAAGUGCUGAAUAUAAUUCCUGUCCAACUAUUUAACAGUAUGCUACAGCUCUAAGUGUCUUAUUUAAACUAAAAAAAACAUGAAUGGUCUUGUCUUUUAAGCAUUUAUGCACAUUCCCUUGAUGAAGCCUGAUAAAGUUAGUGAGGAAAGUCUCAGACGGGGCUAAAUGGAAGAUGGCCAUAGAGACUAGACAUGUGAUGAGGAAAAUACCAACUUCAUGUGACCCAUGGCUAAGGAGCGGCUCACAGGCGAAGACAAACACUCAUUUGUGUUAUUUUCUUCAUUCUGCACUAAACCAGUGAGGAGAAUCCACAAGUCAGUGUGCAGAUCCACUCCCUUCUGGCUGGAGCCAAAGUUUUCAUAAUGCACACUAUUAAGACAGUCGAGACUCAAGUUCCCUUCCUUAAAGAGAGUUUCUUCACUUCCACCUUCAAAGGCAGGAGGAAGAGCAGUGUCACCCACAUCCUCCAUAAACAACAACACUCGUUUCUAAAUCAACAACAGAGCAUCAUAGAGGAUCGACAGCACAGUCCUAAGCUGUUUCAUCCGGUUCUUGCAGAAAAUGGAGCAGGGCAGCGAACUCCGGAGCAUCAGCGGCUUGCUCGUUCAACGAGCAGCCCGUUAUGCAAGACAGCCGAGCUUACACGACCAGACUGGGAAGGGAAGGAGGGGCAAAAAGAGAGAAAGGAUCAAAGAGAGCGAGAAGAUGUGCAGGGGAGGGGGGGCGAGUGCGUGGCUGUUAGUGCCAGUCUCCACCUCCUUUCAGCAUCAGCAGUACUGGGGGAGCCAGCAUCAUCCUCACAGCUGCCGUUAACUGUGGUGGGCAGACAGCAGGGAUUAUCCAGCUCUGGGAGAGCUCUGACCAAUCAAGGAAUAUCAUUAGAAACAGCCCAGGAGGAAAUCCAGCAUGCCCAGUCUCGACCUCAACAGCAUGGCCUGUUAGCCAAGGGUGUUCGCCUGCUAAGGAAUAUGGGAAACCAGGAAACAAAACAGAAAAAAGGUGGAGUAAGUGGUGGAGCCGCUGGGGAUGUCAACUGUGAGGGUGAUGCUGAUGAGAGAGAAGUGGAGAAACAAUCUAAGAAGUUCCACAAUAAGACAAGUAAAGUGGGAGGAGAACAUAAUGCAAAGAAGAAACCAAAGUCAGAGUCAAAGGGCUCUGUGUUUUCUGGAAUGAAGAUCAGGAAGAGUCUAUCCAAAGUGAAAGGAUUGUCUAAGGAUGACAUGUUGGAAGAUGGGAGAUCAGCACAUGUUGGCAAGACUGAGCUGAAGCCUGGUGCAGAGGCAAGCCAGUCUGCUGAUGACAUGGGCAUGCUAUCAGAUGUCGAGGGCGAUUUGAACCGUUUGACCGCAGACGGUCAACAGUCUGUGGGAGAGUUUGGCCGGAAGACAAGUUCGGGUUCAGAGGCUGACCUGUACAGUUUUCACUCGGCAGCAGCAGAAACUGAAGACCUGCUAUCUGACAUCCAGCAAGCCAUUAGAGAUCAGCUUGUGGUCAGUGACAGCAUACUGGAAAUAGUGCCCAGGCCCUUAAAUGAGCACAUGACUUCUAAGGUGAGUGAAGUCCCUGACACGGUGUCCCCCCAGUUAUUUAAUCUAGAACAGGGACUUUACUCCCCAUCUACUGGCAGAAAAACUUUACCUACAGCACUAGACAAUAAGAAAAUAGAUACUGAAAGCAGUAACAUACCAAUAUCAAGAAAUUCAUCAGCAGAGAGUGGACCACCAUCUUCAGCGCUAGACACAGAAAGAAGUAGUGGCAGUGUUUUCCCAAAGACGAACAGUACCUACAGCUUCCAGGAUACUACUGCUACCACCACAACAACCACUUCAUAUGAGAGUGCUGAGGAGCCCCAGGAUGACCUGGAGAGUCCAGUUUACCAUCUACAACAGAGUCAAGGAAAUCGGGCUACACAGAGCAAAAAUGUGUGUUUACCAUCUGUCCAUUUGGACUCCAUGUUGGUAGUAACAGGUCCAAUUGGAACUCACAAGAGCGCAAGCAGUUUGGACCUGUCUGUUGAGAGGGAGGAAGAGGAUAGUGUAAAAUGGGAUUUUUUGUCGCUUACAAGAAGGAAGAGUAGCAUGUCUAUCAGCCAUCUGACAGACAACCUGCCUGUUUCUCAGUCCAGACGAACAUCUGCUAACUCGCCCUCAACUGUCAGACUCUACCCCCCAGUCCACCCCUCUUAUGUUAAGACGACUACUAGGCAGCUUACCUCUCCAGUGGGUUCCCCACUUACCAGCCCAAAUGUGCCUAGAAAAUCAGAUGUCACUGUUGCUUCUUUGGAAUCCAGCAGAACUGAUGGGUUGACAAGACGUAAGCAAAGGUCUUGCUCCAUCGCUGGUGUCUCUGGGGACUGGUCUGUCGAGCUAGAUGAGGUGGGAAGAAGUGAAACUGGUGUUGCUAAAUUCCCAGAGCAGGAAACUCCAGAGAAGAGUCAUGCAGGUGGGAACUACUGGACACUGGGCUCCAAGAGAGCACCUUAUGGAAGGAAGACCUCUAAUUCUACAGCACCCUACCUGGAUGUCUUCUCUGGUCGUACUCUGUUGGAGAGGCUUUGUUUGAAUCAUGGAGAUGCAUCUGCUGAGGUAGAGGCAAGAGAAAUGUGUCACCGGAUGCUGUUCUAUGGUCUACUGCAACCCUUUAGCGACAGCACUACAGAGCACCACAGUGAUGGGACUGUCUCGGCAGUCUUUAAUGAGGAGCAGCUGUAUACCUGGGCAUCUGUAGGCCUUCCUGUGUCCUCCCACCUGUGGGAACUCUAUGGGGGGCGAACUGCAGGGAAAGUGCAGCGCCUGAGGUCCCCUUUGCAUCGCUCAUCAGCCAAGACACCUGGUGCUCUGCACUUUCAGACAGAAUCCAGCUGGUUGAAGUCAGGUCAGUCAUCCUCAGAGGAUGAAACCUGCCUCAUCCCUCAGCUGGAGAAGACAAUCGAUGACCUGCAGAUUAAGAUUGCUGCGUUGCAAGGCCAGCAGGCCCCCUUGGAAAAGAGCAGUGGGGAUAAUAUUGUAGCCCUGGGCAAUGGCCACCACAAGGCCCCACAGACCAAAGGAGGAAGAUUAGAGCGGAUGAGCCAGGAGGUGUCUGUUCAGACCUCGCCUGUGGAGGAGGGCUUUAAGGUUGAUGUGCCUUUGAGUGGAGGAUCUGACAGCAUGUCGUCCUCUUUGUCAUCUACCAUCCCUAAAUCUACAGAGGGCUUUGUGUGCACGUGCCAGCAGAGCCAACAGAGCAGCAUCCAGCCAGGUCCUCCUCCUCCUCCAAUCUCGGGGGGAAUGUCCCCACCUCCACCACCUCCUUUACCAGGUGCUGUUAUACCACCGCCUCCUCCCUUACCUGGUGUAGGACCUUGUCCACCACCACCCCCUCCUCCACCACCACCACCAGGCUUUGGGCCUCCACCACCUCCUCCCCCACCUAGUUUCGGACCUCCGCCCCCACCUCCUCCACCGCCGGGUAUAGGCCCUCCCCUUCCGCCCCCUCCACCCGGAAUGGGCCCCCCUCCUCCACCACCACCCCCAGGCUUUGGGCCUCCACCACCACCAGGUCCCAUGCCGUCCAUGAUGGUCCAGGAAGCUCUCCCUGCCAAGGCUGUGAUUGAGCCCCCGAAGCCAAUGAAGCCACUCUACUGGACCCGCAUUCAGCUGCAUGCUAAAAAAAAUACCGGUCCAGUGGUGUGGGAAAAAAUUGAGGAGCCAACUGUAGAUUUUGAAGAAUUUGUGGAGCUAUUUUCUAAAAGUGCUGUCAAGGAGAAGAAGAAGCCAAUUUCAGACACAAUCACCAAAUCAAAGGCCAAACAGGUGGUGAAACUGUUAAGCAACAAGCGCUCUCAGGCUGUUGGUAUCCUGAUGUCCAGCAUACACCUUGACAUGAAGGACAUCCAGAAUGCCGUCCUAAAUAUGGACAACACUGUUGUUGAUCUGGAGACUCUGCAAGCACUUUAUGAAAAUAGAGCUCAAAAUGAUGAGAUGGAUAGCAUUAAAAAGCACAUUAAAUCAGCACAAGACAAGGAGGAUGCCAAGCCACUGGACAAGCCAGAACAGUUUCUAUACCAGAUAUCGCAAAUCUCCAAUUUCUCUGAACGAGUGUUCUGCAUCCUAUUUCAAUCAACCUUCCAUGAGUGUAUCACCUUAAUCCUGCGCAAAAUUGAAAUCCAGCAGAGAGUUGUUAAGAAUCUUCAAAGUAGUCAGAGUGUGUUGCAAGUGCUUGGCCUGGUCCUGGCUUUUGGCAACUUCAUGAACGGAGGUAAUCGGUCUCGAGGACAGGCUGAUGGCUUCACCUUGGACAUUCUGCCAAAACUGAAGGAUGUCAAAAGCAGCGAUAACUCCCAGAGUCGUUUGUCCUACAUUGUUGCUUACUAUCUAAGGCACUUUGAUGAGGAAGCUGGUAAGGAGACGUGUGUUUACCCUAUACCUGAGCCCCAAGACCUCUUCCAGGCUUCCCAGAUGAAGUUCGAGGACUUUCAAAGAGAUCUCCGCAAGUUGAGAAAAGACCUAAAUGCAUGCUCAGCUGAAACGGAGAAAGUUUGCAAGUUAUCCUCUGAAGAAAGCCUGCAACCCUUCAAGGACAAGAUGGAUGAAUUUCUCAGCCAAGCCAAAACUGAGCUGGAAAUGCAGGAAAAGCAGUUGGCAGACACUCAGAAGAACUUUUUGGAGCUGACUGUGUCCUUCUCAGUUAAACCCAAAGCAGGAGAGAAGGAAGUCUCUCCCAACACUUUCUUCUCCAUUUGGCAUGAGUUUUCUACAGACUUUAAAGAGCAUUGGAAGAAGCAGAAUAAGCUGUUAUUACAGGAACGGGUGAAAAUGGCUGAAGAGAAUUUCAAGCAGGCCCGGCAGAAGGCUUCCUACAAUGUGACGACCAAAAAUGCCACUGGAAUAAAAGCAAAGCUGGGUAAGAAGAUAUGAAGCUGAAGAUGGGACAUCAUCAUCAAAUCUAUUGCAGAAGAACAAUCUGACUUUGCCCAUCUCUCAUUUUUAACAUGUCUGUGUCUUUGAUAUUUAUCUGCUGCUCUAUGGUGAGCUUUUUCAAGAGGAAAUUAUAAAGUCAAAGUCAAAUGAACCACUUCAUUCACAGUCAGACUUUGAAAACACACGUUUUUAAAUAGAAAACUGGAAACAAAAUCCUUAAGGUGAGAUUUUAUUUAAUAAUUUUAGCAAGAAAAUGCUCACUUUUUUAAAAAAAGUUUUAUUAACUAAAUAUGGCCUCUUUGACACUUUCCCAAGCAAAGUUUUUUUUAAACACUUCCUAUCUUA